This is a messenger RNA of Equus caballus (horse), 738 nucleotides long. RefSeq names its product retinol dehydrogenase 16-like. The record is from RefSeq and is a predicted model, not a curated record. Gene Ontology annotation, cellular component: intracellular membrane-bounded organelle. Gene Ontology annotation, biological process: retinol metabolic process; steroid metabolic process. Gene Ontology annotation, molecular function: all-trans-retinol dehydrogenase (NAD+) activity. NCBI's taxonomy places the organism in Eukaryota, Metazoa, Chordata, Mammalia, Perissodactyla, Equidae.
CGUCUCCAGCGUCAUGGGCCGGGUGUCUCUGCUUGGUGGCGGCUACUGCAUCUCCAAGUAUGGUGUCGAGGCCUUCUCGGACUCCCUCAGGAGGGAGCUCUCCUACUUUGGGGUGAAGGUGGCUAUUAUCGAGCCUGGUUACUUCAAGACCAACAUGACCAGGCAUGAGAAUUUUUCUCAGGGCUACCACGAGGCCUGGGAGCGGGCCCAUCCAGAGAUCAAGGAGAUCUACGGGGAGAAGAGCCUGGCAUCCCUCGUGAAGUUAGCGGUAAUGUUCGAGCCGAGGUGGGGUCACAAUUUGUGCUUGGUGACAGACUGCAUGGAACAUGCCCUGACCACCUGCCACCCCCGGACCCGAUACUCACCUGGCUGGGAUGCCAAGUUCAUCUACCUCCCCAUGAGCUACAUGCCCUCCAUCCUGGUGGAUGCCAUCUGCUACUGGAGCUUCCCAAGGCCCGCCAAGGGCCUGUAGCCCAAGCCUGGGGUGCACGUUGUACCUUGGCCCUGGCCAGUCUCCCCUCCCACAGGAUGGAAAGGCCUGGAGAAGGAGAAGACCCCUCUCCACUGAAGACAUCUGUGGACAGAGGUGGAGGUGUGGAGGGUGACCAACAGCCUGACCCAUCAGCCUCAGGUCCAAGUCAGCAGACCUCGCUGCAAGGUGGUGUGCUCAAUAGGGUUCCUGACAGAGGACACAGAAGUCACUGUUUGAUUUGUAUGAGUCAAUGGUUUCAAUUCCUU